GAAAUGUAGUUCCUACUAAAGAUAUUGCUCGACAUUGCAAGAGGUGUCGAGUUAAAAAAAAUGUAACAUUUGUUUAAUGUUCUAGCUAGUCUUAACGUGUCUGUCGUUUGAAAAUUAAAUCAACAACCCUAGUAGGUCACGUUUCAAUAUCCAUCAAUAGUACUUGGAAAAUGUUACCAAAACUUAUAUACAUGUGUUUUAGCUCGCUAACCAGAUUAUCACUAAAAUAGCUAACAAGCUAAUGUUGUUAUCCACGGUCCGUCCCACUUGCAGCACAACGGUAUCCUAUGCUUUCCACUGUUUCAAAAUGACCUCGCCUUAUUUCGUUGAGAGUACCGCGGUCAUCACUCGGAGCGGUGACAAGACCGUGCCCCGUGCCGGUUUAGCCACGACGUUAAAAACUAGGAUGGAGAGGAGAGUGUUGAGGGCGCACGUGAAACAGGAGGAAGACGAUUCGAGCGUAUCAAAUCAGAGUUUGGGACGAGACGUUUCAGAUGGGACAAGCUGUAGCCUAAAACAACAACUAAGAGAUGACGACAGUCUUCAGAGAAAGAGAGCCUAUGGCCUGGCUAUAUGCACACAGUCUGAAUACACCCAUAAUAUCUUUGACACAGAUAUUGGCUCUUCUAGGUUCCGUCACUCAUCCAUCGGCCAAUCACAAGCUGAGCCAGACAAAGCCCUGUCCCUGUUACCACUGGCACCCAUCCUGCGUAGGAGGCGGGGCCAGGUGAAGUUGGAAUAUGAUGGGAAGGAGGAGCCUAAACACUGGGAGCCUCCUGAUUGGAGCAAGCAGCUGGGUCAUGUGCGUCAGAUGAGGAGCGCCAGGGACGCGCCUGUUGACCUCAUGGGGGCGGAGAAAUGCUACGACACACAAGCCCCUGAUGAGGUGCGACGUUACCAGGUGCUGGUGUCUCUGAUGUUGUCAAGCCAGACAAGGGACCAGGUGACCAGUGCGGCUCUGCAGAGACUCAGGGCUCAUGGCUGUACAGUGGACAACAUAGUCAACACUGACGAUGACACACUGGGACAACUCAUCUACCCUGUUGGCUUCUGGAGGACCAAGGUGAAGUACCUGAAGCAGACAUCAGUGAUGCUCCAGAGGGAGUUUGGAGGGGACAUCCCUAACACAGUGGAGGGCCUGGUAGGUCUACCUGGAGUAGGACCCAAGAUGGCUCACCUGGCCAUGGACAUCGCCUGGCACCAGGUCUCUGGCAUAGGUAGUCUUCCACAAGCUUCCCACAACAAGUUGGGUGAAUUUUGGCCCAUUCCUGCUGACAGAGCUGGUGUAACUGAGUCAGGCGUGGACACACACGUCCACCGUAUCUCCAACAGGCUGGGAUGGACGAGAGGUGGGACCAAGCACCCAGAGGAGACACGCAAGGCCCUGGAAGACUGGUUACCAAGGGAUCUAUGGAGUGAGAUCAACUGGUUGCUGGUGGGGUUUGGUCAACAGGUGUGUCUACCUGUCAAUCCUCUCUGCUCCGUGUGUCUGAACCAGCACAGCUGCCCCUCUGCCCACCAAGCCUCCCCAGCCAAGAGGACUAAAGCUGGGUCACCUCGCUCACCACACUCCCCCAAGACCUCCAGGGUCAAGCUGGAGCCUGGUUCUCUUGGUUUGGGGUUACCACCCCCCUCCUUCUCAACCACACCGGUCAAAGAGGAACCUCUGGCUACCGCCCUCUCCCCUCCUGCCCAGAAAGAGGAAGUCGAAAUCCAAAACCUUCUCUCCAUGAUACAACAGAAGAGGGUAGCAUCCCUUUAGAGAUGUAGGGACCGUAUCCCAAUUCUCUCUCCUUCCUCCCAAAGUGUGCUUGUCACUUCCCUUGACUGAUUUGAAAUGAGCGGUACUAGAGAUAUGGUGGUAUUCACUUCUUUAGUGGGAAGACCAUUUUUGGACCGAAUUUCUGUGGACUCACAACACCCCAAAACUAAACCUUCACAUUUUUACUUCAACUAAUAAAUACUUUUUCAAAUGAUCUCAAACACAUUUGUAUAUUGUCCAAUACAAUAAUCGUCACUUAAUGUUUAGUUCCCGAAACAUAGCGACCUGACAAUUUAUCCUUCAACUAGGCAAGUCAGUUAAGAACAAAUUCUUAUUUACAAUGACAGCCUAGGAACAGUGGGUUAACUGCCCUGUUCAGGGGCAGAACGGGGGAUUCGAUUUAGCAAACUUUAGGUUACUGGCCCAACGCCCUAACCACUAGGCUACCUACAAUACUUGCAGAUAUACCAGAGUGACUAAGAUGUGUAGGGGUCAGAGGUCCAUUUGGAAUUAACAAUGCGAGUGUAAAACACCCUGUUACUCAGAGCCACAAGGGAUUGAGUUCCCCCAGGAGACGACAGGGUGGUUUGGUGACCACUGCCUUACUGGAUCCAACUGACUGUCAGGGUCCUAAUCUGAGUUUAUGGGUAGAAUACACGUGAUAUCAUUGUACCCAUAACAUCAGGGUUGACUUCAGUGGUCACUAUUAUCCAUUAAUAUACAUGCAACAACUUCAAUGAUUUUACAGAGUUACAGUUCAUACAAGGAACACAGUCAAUUGAAAUAAAUGAGGCCCUAAUCUAUGGAUUACAUUUGACUGGGCAGGAGUACAGCCAUGUGAGAGCAUAGGCCCACCCACUGAGCCAGACAAUCAGAAUGAGCCCCCCUCCCCCGAUAAGGCUUUACUACAGCCAGAAAUACUGCAGGUCCAUCAGCUGCCAGGUGGCUGGUCUCAGACGAUGCUGCAGGUGAAGCCGGAUGUUGAGUUCCUGGGCUGGCAGGAUUACAAUUCCUGGUCGUGAGGCCGGUUGGAAGUACUGGCACAUUCUUUACAAAUGACUUUGAUGUGGGAAACUGUAGAGAAAUGACUCAAUUAUCUGGCAACCGCUCUGGCAGACAUUUCUGCAGUAAGCAUGCCAAUUGCACGCGCCCUCAACUUGACAGCUGUGGAAUUGCUACAAAAAUGCACAUUUUAGUGCGGCCUCGUUGUCCUCAGCACAAGGUGAACACGUGUCAUCAGCCCCACCUGUCAAGUGGAUGGAUUAUCUUGGAAAAGUCUAAAUGCUCAAAUUUGAGCGCUUUCUUCAUGCGUAUGGGACAUUUCAUUUCAGCUCAUGGAACAAUUUACAUGGUGAUAUGUGUUCACUAUUGUUUAAGAAUUGCUGAGUACUGGCCAAUCAAAAGGGCUUGCUAAAUCUUCUGAACCGAAACAGCUAGUAUUGUACCGCCGUCGAAAGUAGAGCGAUCGCUUAGUUGACUGUACAUGCUGAGCUGUCAGUCAACCCAGAACAUUCUGUCCCAUUGUCAGGUCACAAACACUGCUUUUCACAGCUACUCUUAAUCCCAGUAUGUUUGCAUACUAAAGUCUACGAACGAGAUGCGAGUCGUGUUGUCAUUAGGGCUCUAGAGUAUCUGUUGGGUCGUCAAUCUCAUUGAUUUGUGAGGCAUUUACCACCACAUCUUGCCUUGUCCACACCAUUCAUCAGGAAGUCAUAACCAGGACUCAAUACCUUGUAAGAAGUUUAUAUCAUUUAGUGGUAAAAAGUCCUGACCCAUUCCCUGAUGAGAAGCAGGCCUUCACAACUACAGGGGUCCAUGUCACAGACUGAGGAGCAAAAGAGAUGACAACCCAAAGUUGCGUACAACAUUUACACAUUUGUACAGUUGGCGACCCUGAUUAACAGCACAGAUGGAAACUACACCUCCAGAGAGCUGCUCUGUUCACUGGACCCAAUCACAUUGCUUAAUGUACCCCAGGAUGAACACCACUGCCUCAAUAUUCACCUCACUGCUCAGAGACAAAAUCACUCCAGAAAAGGGUUCCAAUGAAACACUUUAUUUCAAGAUCCAUAGUUUUUGAAAGACGUCUCAAUGGUUGCAGGUGUGCCAUCAACGUCAUCUUCCAUCUGUCGAGGAGCAAAGACAUUUAAUGAAAUCCUUUAGCAAACUGACCAGCAUUUAAAUUAAAGGAAGACU
This is a messenger RNA of Oncorhynchus masou masou (cherry salmon), 3958 nucleotides long. RefSeq names its product endonuclease III-like protein 1. The coding region runs from base 242 to 1762 and encodes 506 amino acids. NCBI's taxonomy places the organism in Eukaryota, Metazoa, Chordata, Actinopteri, Salmoniformes, Salmonidae. Gene Ontology annotation, molecular function: 4 iron, 4 sulfur cluster binding; DNA binding; DNA-(apurinic or apyrimidinic site) endonuclease activity. The transcript has 8 exons. The record is from RefSeq and is a predicted model, not a curated record. Gene Ontology annotation, biological process: base-excision repair, AP site formation; nucleotide-excision repair; base-excision repair. Gene Ontology annotation, cellular component: nucleus.